UUGGAGCAGAGGACACAGGCACAGGAUGGCCAACGCGACGCGCAUAUUCUGCAGUAUGGUUUUCAUCAUCGGGUUGCUGUCCUCUCCUGUGGAUUCAAAAAGAAACCGAGGUUCACAAGGCGCCAUUCCUCAUCCUGACAAAAACAACCCAAACGAAUCGGAGCAGCAACCGCAGCCUCCGCAGGCGGGCUCCGGGUCCCGGCAGAGGCCCGGCUCGUCCUCACCGGCCGACGAGGUGCUGGAGUCCAGCCAGGAGGCUCUGCACGUGACGGAGCGCCAGUAUUUGAAACGGGACUGGUGCAAGACGCAGCCUCUCAAACAGACGAUCCACGAGGACGGCUGCGUCAGCCGCACCAUCAUCAACCGCUUCUGCUACGGACAGUGCAACUCCUUCUACAUCCCCAGGCACAUCCGCAGGGAGGAGGGCGCCUUCCAGUCCUGCUCCUUCUGCAAGCCCAAGCGCUUCACCACCAUGACGUUCACGUUGAACUGUCCGGACCAGCAGCCGCCCACCAAGAAGAAGCGCAUCCAGCGCGUCAAGCAGUGCCGCUGCAUAUCCAUAGACCUGGACUAGACACGCCGCGUGGGCAGGAUUGUUGAUAGUACUUUCUCUGGUUGUCGCGCAGCCAAGAACACGUGCCUUUCUCCAUCUGGAGAUGUGCGCCACAUCCUCUGACAUGUUCGAUUCCCCUCCGAGCCGCAUUACUCCGCACCGGGUUGAAAACAAGCGCCACCGCACGGAGACCCCGCACGUUUUUACGCACGGCUUUCUCACCCCAGUAGGACUGCACAACCCCGGUUUUUUUUAAUUUUAUUUUCUUUUAAUUUAAUACUCCACUGCUCCAAACACUGCUGUGGCAGGAGACCCCCCCCCCCCCCCCCCCCCCCUCCGUCACGACCCUGUAUUUUUCUACCUGUUUAUAUCUAUAUAUGUAUAGUUGCUGAACUGGAUGUUUCCACUGUGUGGAAUUUGAUGAAUGGCUUUAUGCGUAAAUGAAAACUUGACUUUAUUUCGACAUUUCAAGAAUCGUUCAAGGUUAAACCAAAUUGAUUUCUGUGAAUUUCGAUUUUUUUUUUUUUAUGUCCACCUGUAUUUGUUUUAAGCCGGCAGCCUACUUUAAAUAAAUAAAGAGCUAAUAGGCUUUUUUCUCCUUAGUUUAUAUGGACGGUGUACAGUGAUGAUUUAUAGUUUACAGAUUAAAUAGAUGCGAAUCCCACUUUGAUGUAACCGUUUUUGUUUAUUCCUUUGAUUAAA
This is a messenger RNA of Salarias fasciatus (jewelled blenny), 1255 nucleotides long. RefSeq names its product gremlin 1b (gene grem1b). The transcript is spliced from 2 exons. Gene Ontology annotation, biological process: animal organ morphogenesis. Bases 26 to 574 code for a protein of 182 amino acids. Lineage: Eukaryota; Metazoa; Chordata; Actinopteri; Blenniiformes; Blenniidae. The record is from RefSeq and is a predicted model, not a curated record. Gene Ontology annotation, molecular function: receptor ligand activity; BMP binding.